Periophthalmus magnuspinnatus is the source of this 7417-nucleotide messenger RNA. It is a transcript of the gene abcc3, whose product is annotated as ATP-binding cassette, sub-family C (CFTR/MRP), member 3. The transcript is spliced from 31 exons. Gene Ontology annotation, biological process: transmembrane transport. The record is from RefSeq and is a predicted model, not a curated record. Gene Ontology annotation, cellular component: membrane. Lineage: Eukaryota; Metazoa; Chordata; Actinopteri; Gobiiformes; Gobiidae. Gene Ontology annotation, molecular function: ATP binding; ABC-type transporter activity; ATP hydrolysis activity. The coding region runs from base 233 to 4864 and encodes 1543 amino acids.
UUCUUCGGUCUCUGCUGAUGACUUUACUUCCAUUCGGAGCGGAAGCAGUGGGGCUUCUCCAGAGCGCAGUCUCUGGCUGCCGGUUCGCACGGAGGACAAAGUGAGCGCAUACUCGUGUGGCCGUAUGUUUGGCAUGUGAUAAACAGCUUUGUACAAAUAGGAAAAGGUGAUUGGCAAGUCGACCUGUAGCGGGGCUAAAGGAGCUCUGCGUCGGUCUCCCGCCGCGAAGUAGAUGGAGCGGCUGUGCGGACCGGACCUUCCCUUUUGGGAGGCCAAUCUGACGCUGCACUCGGAGCGACCUGACCUCCCUCAGUGUUUUCAGCUCACCGUGCUGUCAUGGCUGCCCUGUAUCUACCUGUGGGCCGCGUCCCCCUUCUACCUUUUAUAUCUUCACAGGAACAGAAGAGGCUACAUCAUGAUGUCUAUAAAGAACAGGGUCAAAACGGUAUUUGGCUUGUUACUAUGGGUGGUAUGCUGGGCGGACCUCUUUUACACAUUCCAUCAGCGGCAGGAGUACAGCCCGCCUCCCAUUUUUUAUGUCACUCCAUUGGUGCUCGGGAUGACCAUGUUACUGGCCACCUUCCUAAUACAGCUGGAGAGGUUACGCGGGGUGCAGUCAUCAGGAGUGCUGUUUAUCUUCUGGUUCUUGUCCGUGCUGUGUGCCAUAGUGCCUUUUCGAUCCAAGAUCCUGCAACUUUAUAGCCAGAGCGAGGAGAAAAGCGACGCGUUCCGGUUGAGCACGUUCUACCUCUACUUUGCCCUGAUUCUGUGCGAGCUCAUCCUCUGCUGCUUCAAUGAGAGACCACCACUCUUCUCCAACGUGGUUACAGACCCGAAUCCCUGCCCUGAGAACACUGCAGGCUUUUUGUCUACCAUGACAUUUUGGUGGUUUACCAGUAUGGCGAUUAAGGGCUACAAAAAUCCUCUGGAGGCCAAAGACCUGUGGUCCCUAAACCAGCGGGACAGCUCCAAAAACAUGGUCCCCAAAUUGCUCAAGGAGUGGGACAAGGAACUAGCCAAAGCUAAGAGCAGUGUACCAAAUGUGUCCAGUCAGGCCGUUUACUCCAAGCCUCCAGCGUCGAGCACCAAUCAUGUGGGAGGAGCAGCGGAGAGCAGCCCGGAGGAGGCUGAGGUGCUCCUAUCCAGCCAGAAAGUAGCACCUCGUCAGCCAUCCUUCCUCCGGGCGCUGGUCAGAGCCUUUGGGCCCUACUUUCUGAUCGGUUCUGCCUUCAAGCUCCUGCAGGAUGUCAUCACCUUUGUCAACCCACAGCUUUUGAGUAUGCUGAUCUCGUUCACCAAGCAGAGAGGUGUUCCUGACUGGUGGGGCUACGCUCUGGCUUUCCUCAUGUUUUUCACUGCAAUCCUCCAGACUCUCAUACUGCACCAGCACUUCCAGUAUUGCUUUGUGACAGGCAUGAAUGUACGCACAGCCAUCAUUGGAGCUAUUUACAGGAAGUCCCUGGCCAUAACCAACGCAGCCAAGCGCUCGUCCACUGUGGGGGAAGUGGUCAACCUGAUGUCAGUGGAUGCCCAGAGGUUCAUGGACCUGACCACGUUCCUCAACAUGGUGUGGUCGGCCCCUCUGCAGAUCAUGCUGGCUCUCUAUUUUCUUUGGCAGUACCUGGGUGCGUCUGUGCUGGCUGGAGUGGCAGUUAUGAUCCUCCUUAUCCCACUAAAUGCUUUCAUUGCCAUGAAGACCAGAGCCUACCAGGUGGAGCAGAUGCGGUACAAAGAUGAGCGCAUUAAACUGAUGAACGAGAUCCUGAAUGGGAUUAAGGUUCUGAAACUGUACGCCUGGGAGAAGUCCUUCAUAGAGAAAAUCUUAGCCAUUCGACAGAAGGAGCUCAACGUGCUGCGUAGGACCGCCUACCUGGGAGCGCUGUCCACCAUGGCAUGGACCAGCGCCCCUUUCCUGGUUGCCUUGACGACGUUCGCCGUUUACGUGACGGUGGAUGAGAGCCACGUAUUGGACGCGGAGAGAGCCUUUGUGUCCCUGUCUCUCUUUAAUAUUCUCCGGUUUCCUCUCAACAUGCUUCCCCAAGUCCUCAGCAGCAUGGUGCAGGCCAGCGUUUCACUGAAGAGGAUCCAAAGUUUCCUGAGUCACGACGAGCUGGAUCCAGAAUCUGUGGACAAAAAAGGCUCCGGUCCAGAGUUUGCUGCUACAGUCCUCAAUGGAAAAUUCACAUGGGACAAACAGGACUCACCAGUUCUGCACAACAUUAACAUGAUGGUGCCUCAGGGUUCUCUGCUGGCCGUGGUGGGUCAUGUGGGCUGUGGGAAGUCCUCGCUCAUCUCGGCUUUGCUCGGGGAGAUGGAGAAGCUGGAGGGAGAGGUGUCUGUGCGGGGGUCCGUGGCCUAUGUCCCACAGCAGGCCUGGAUACAGAACGCCACCCUGAGGGAUAAUAUCCUGUUUGGGAGGCCCUUCCAAGAGCCCAAGUACCGCUGUGUGCUGGAGGCCUGCGCACUCACCCCUGACCUGGAAGUACUGCCAGGAGGAGACAUGACUGAGAUAGGAGAGAAGGGCAUUAACCUGUCAGGGGGGCAGAGGCAGAGGGUGAGCCUGGCACGGGCCCUGUACAGUGAUGCGGACGUGUACUUGCUGGAUGACCCUCUGUCUGCGGUGGACGCUCAUGUGGCCAAACACAUCUUUGACCACCUCAUUGGACCAGAGGGGGUGCUCAAGGGCAAGACCCGUAUCCUGGUGACCCAUGGCAUCAGCUUCCUGCCUCAAGUGGACAACAUCAUGGUGAUGGUGGAGGGUGGUGUGUCGGAGAUGGGCUCGUACCAGGAGCUACUCAAACAGAACGGGGCCUUCGCAGAGUUUCUUCGCAACUACUCCCUGGAGGACAUCAUCGAGGAGGAGGCCAGCGAGGAUUUAAUAGAAGAGGAGGAACUGUUCCCUGAAGAUGCCCUGAGUAACCACACAGACAUCGUGGACAAUGAACCAACCAUCAAUGAAGCCAAGAGGAGUUUUUUACGGCAAAUCAGCAUCAUCUCAGCGGACAGUGAAGGCGCGCGGUGUCGCUCUGUGAAAAGACACGGCUGUAGUCAGAAGAAGCACGUAGAAGCUCAGGAGAAGAAACCUAAGGAGCUGGACAAACUAAUCCAGGCAGAGACCACCGAGACCGGCAAGGUGAAAGUGACAGUGUACCUGGAGUACGCCAAAGCUGUGGGCCUGGUACUGUCUGUGACCAUCUGCCUGCUGUACGGCUGCCAGAGCACGGCCGCCAUUGGAGCUAACAUCUGGCUCAGUGACUGGACCAACGACGCCAACGGCAACUACACACGGGAGCGCGUUCAAAUGAGGGUGGGGGUGUACGCCGCACUGGGCAUUGCACAAGGUUUGUUCUUGUUGGUAAACGGCCUGCUGUGCCGGGCCUACAGUAUGCUGCACGCAGCCAAAGUCACACACUGCAAGCUGCUGUGCGGGGUUCUGCGAGCCCCUCAGGCCUUCUUCGAGAGUACCCCCAUUGGGCGGUUACUCAACCGCUUCAGCAAGGACGUGGACGCUAUUGACUCUCACAUUCCAGACAAUAUAGACAUAUGGAUGCGCACUUUCUGGUACACUCUGACUGUGCUGCUCAUAUGCUGUGCCCUCACCCCAAUGUUCCUCCUAGUCAUAGCCCCGUUAACACUGUUCUAUUGGUGGGUUCAGAGAUUUUAUGUUGCCACAUCACGACAGCUAAAACGCUUGGAAUCGGUCAGCCGCUCUCCCAUUUACUCCCAUUUCUCGGAGACGGUGACGGGUUCUAGUGUAAUCCGCGCCUACGGCAGACAGUCUGCCUUUGUGCUGAUGAGCGAUAUCAAAGUGGACGAGAACCAAAAGAGUUACUACCCGGGUAUAGUGUCCAACAGGUGGUUGGGAGUGAGGAUUGAGUUCAUUGGGAACUGCAUCGUGCUGUUUGCUGCUCUGUUUGCCGUCACUGGGAAGGAGAACCUGAGCCCGGGUCUCGUGGGGCUGUCUGUGUCCUACGCUUUACAGGUGACCAUGUCUCUGAACUGGAUGGUGCGCAUGACCUCUGACCUGGAGAACAACAUUGUGGCAGUGGAAAGAGUGAAGGAGUACUCCGAGACACAGACUGAGGCGCCAUGGGAGAUCGAAGACAAGAAGCCGCCUCCUGAUUGGCCGCUGCAAGGGAAUGUGCAGUUCAAAGACUACAGCGUGAGAUACAGGGAGGGACUCGACCUGGUGCUCAAGAACCUCAGCCUGAGCGUCAAAGGAGGAGAGAAGAUUGGGAUAGUGGGUCGGACCGGAGCAGGAAAGUCCUCCAUGACCCUGUGCCUGUUCCGCCUGUUAGAGGCAGCAGGAGGAGAGAUCACCAUCGACGACGUGAAGAUAGCAGAGAUUGGCCUGCACGACCUACGCUCCAAACUCACCAUCAUCCCUCAGGAGCCUGUGCUGUUCUCGGGGACUCUGCGCAUGAAUUUGGACCCGUUUGACAAAUACAGUGAUGAGGAGGUGUGGAAGGCUCUGGAGCACGCCCACCUGCACAAGUUUGUGAGCAACCAGCCAGCUCAGUUGCAGCUGGAGUGUGCUGAGGGCGGGGAGAACCUCAGCGUGGGGCAGAGGCAGCUGGUGUGCCUGGCCCGCGCUCUCCUCAGGAAAACACGGAUCCUGAUCCUGGACGAGGCCACGGCUGCUAUCGACCUGGAGACGGACGACCUGAUCCAGUCCACUAUCCGCACGCAGUUUGACGAGUGCACUGUGUUCACCAUCGCCCACCGCCUCAACACCAUCAUGGACUACACCAGAGUGCUGGUGUUGGAUAAGGGAAAAAUCGCAGAGUUCGACACUCCAGCUAAUCUCAUGUCUCAGAGGGGAAUCUUCUACGGCAUGGCCAAAGACGCCGGACUGGCUCAGUAACGCACCUCUCUGCUCCCCUCAUGUGAUAGGACCAGACCAGGCCCUGGGCUUUCAGACUGGAGCACCUUAGACAGACCAAACUAAACAAAGUCACUAUGAAGCAGGCUAUCCACUGGUCCCGUGGUGGGCCUGUCACAAUAUUGAAAAUAACAUGAAAAUAACAUGAAAAAUGUUUGCCCCAGUACAGGUAUAUUGCAUAAGCAGCUCUUAGGGUCAAAAUGAGACGUCUGUGUUUGUUUUUUUUAUCAUUUGUGAACCAGGAAGUAAGACUGACGUUCUGUUAGCAUGCUAGUGGUUCUUUUACCAUUAUGUCACAUUUUUAAGGUACAGCACCAUUAACACAUCUGCAGACAAUACUGCAGCACCAUGGCACCAUUUUAAGUACUUACAAUUCAAAAUAUAAUACCUUCUUUUAAUUUUUAAUAUAUUAAAACUGUUUGCAGUUUACAGAUUUUGAGCAGAUGUUUUUUAUAAACCAGUUGGGAGAACAAGACCCAAAAUCUUAACUGUUGUACACUGGGAGAUUAUUACUUUUUUUUUUAAAGUGUUUUCAUCUUGUACGUCACAUAAUUCAAUGUCCAUAUAUUGAGUAAGUUGCUAUAGUAAAUAUUGUGACAGGCCUAACCCUGGUUUCUCUCUGGAGCUGCAUAGGAGAACUCAGCACAAAUUAGCAUAGAGACCUACCUCCACAGAACGUGACCUAGCCUCACAGCCCAGGGCCCAGAACGUCCUCCUCUCUCCAGCUUGGGCACUGGAGCUCGGGGAGGUCAGCUGUGGACCGUUCCAGACUUGGCUCCGGUGGCGUUACUCUGUCUGAACUCACGCUAGGAUUUCACACAUCAAGGACUGAGAGCUAAACAAGAGCAAGAGACAUCACAUAAGGCCUGGGCCAUAUGACACAAUCAGUUUUGAACUCUCAAUAAUCUAUCACAAGUUAGAUUUUUUUAAAUAUAAAUUUUCUUAAUAUUUGACUCACCCCAAGUUGUGUUCAGAAUGAUUCAUGUUUAAUCACUUACUUUCAAGUUGCCAUUUUGCCCAUCAAUCCUCAUUUUCACCGCUACCAGUAUGCGCCCACUGCUCUAUGAUUAUUUUGUUUUAAAUUUUUAUUUUCUAAAUCAGUGAUACGCAUAGGAUUCGGCAGCAUUGCGUAGUCAUUUUGGUACAAAUGAAGAAAAAAAUCUGUGGCUCACUAGUGUAAUGCGUAGCUGUCCAUCAAAGGGGCCAACAGCUACACGGCUUUGUUGUGAUGAUGCGUACGGCAACGUCAACUCCCAUUGGGCACCGUUGUCUUUUAACGCAGAAGUCUAGCGGAGUUGUUUCGUUUAUUAAGUUGUUUUAUAAUAAUAUUGUGAUUUAACAUGUCCAAAAUAUAACAUAAUGAUCCAUGGUGUUUGGGGAAAUAAGUUUUGUCCUAACGAGUCCUUGAGUUGUAAAGAAAGGGGAGAGACUCUGGAUGUCUGAGGCAGCACGUUAUUCCGCCAAAGUCUGACUCUGCUUCCUCACAAGGAGUUUAAUAGGACUAAGAAGGACAGCCUGGAAAGAAGCUGGCUGAGAUAAAAUGACAAGUGCAUACCACUUCUGUCAGACAAGUUUAACAUGAUCAGUUUCCUUGGUUAAGAAGGAUAAAUUCUGUCAUAGUUGUCAACAAUUAACUGGAGAUGUCCUCACUAAGACUAUGCAGGGGAUGCAGCACAUGGGUGUCAUAGGUAAUAACUGUAUAGCAGGCUUAAGCACAAUAGGUCUUCUUUAACAUAAACUACUUAAGAAGUUCAGGAAGUUACUCAAGCAUAAAAAAAAAUGUAAGGACAAACAAAAAAUUGGGUAUUUUUAAAAGAUAACACACAAAAAUGAGAAAAAACUAAAUCAUAUCUGAAGGAGCGGUGUAAGAAACAUAAGUUCAAGUUCAAAUCAUUUUGUAUUGUCCACAUGAAGCUUCUGUCACUACUUUCACUCACAGUGGGAAGAAUAACUAAAACUUUUACUCAAGUAAGAGUACUGUUACACUGCCAAAUAUAUUACUCAAACUGGAUUAAAAGUAUGGUCUGUAAACAUAACUCUGAGAAGCACAAUUUUAUUAAUACUCAAGUAAAUGUAACUUGAGUACUACGCGCCCAGUUUUGCCAUAAUGUCCGUUGCAGUGUUUAGCUCUCAGCUCUGGAUAAGUUGCGAUGUAGCACUGACCUGACCCGUAAAUCGACUUGAGUACUGGACAAAUCGUGAGCCAAGCCUGACCCUUAGUGCCUUUUGCCAGUGUGAUGAAGUAAGCCAGAAUGUAUCACUGACGUCUACUCUUUAUGCUGAAAACAAUUGCAACUUUUGUAUUUUAUGUUUUUCUACUCCAGAGAAUACUGUGCCACUGUACUACACUGAGCGUUUUGUGACACUCCCACUUAUUUUUCUACCAUUAUUUAAGUUAAAGGAAUGUCUCUGCUAGGGAAGUUUGCUAUAUGUUUUAUGUAAGAUUCUUUUGUGAAACAAUUCUUUAAAGACUUGAAUUGUCAGCCACCAAAAUAUGAAAUAUAACAAUGCCUUUAUUAAAAAAAUUGACUAUGA